AUGGCUAUCGCAGAAGUGCUGAAGAAUGCAAUGCGCGCUACUUGCGAGUUCCAUAAGGAAACAAACGCCUUCUCCACCGAAUCCCUGCCACCGGUAGAGAUAUCUGUGUGUAAGAGUGACAGUGACUUCUUCAUCAGGAUAAGGGAUCACGGGGGCGGCAUAUCUAAGGCCAUCUACACCAGAGUCAUGGAGUACUCCUUCACCACCGCAAAAGACUACCAGACUGAACUGGAGUCAGGCGGUCUAUCCCUGACAUCGCAGAACCCCGCCGGACCCAUGGCUGGUCUAGGGUUUGGGUUGCCUAUGACCCGGGUGUAUGCCGAGUACUUUGGGGGGUCUAUGGAUAUGUAUACCAUGGACAAGUACGGCACAGACGUGUUCCUGCGCCUGCGCCACUUCGACGAUGUGCUGGUGCGACAGCGUCUUAUCUAGAGUGGCCGGGGUGUGGCUAAAGGGCGGGGUGUUUGUAGAUGCUUGAUAUCCGAACAACCAUAUACAUGCCUGCUGGCGUAGGUGUAUCUAUCAAGGGGGGCAGGGUGUGGGGUGAAGGGUGGGAUAUGAGUAGAUAACUUGAUCUUUUAACAUACGAAUACGUACACGC
Sphaeroforma arctica JP610 is the source of this 601-nucleotide messenger RNA. RefSeq lists its product as hypothetical. The record is from RefSeq and is a predicted model, not a curated record. NCBI's taxonomy places the organism in Eukaryota, Ichthyosporea, Ichthyophonida. Gene Ontology annotation, cellular component: mitochondrion. Bases 1 to 432 code for a protein of 143 amino acids. The transcript is spliced from 3 exons. Gene Ontology annotation, biological process: protein phosphorylation; regulation of glucose metabolic process. Gene Ontology annotation, molecular function: pyruvate dehydrogenase (acetyl-transferring) kinase activity.